UCAACGGAUUUUAUUGCCCUUUACAUUAAGAUAAAUUUAAAAUCACGUGUGUCUAUCCAACAUACUUACAAUUGAUAUAGAUAGGCCAGUAAGACUUAAACUCAAUAAUAUGUAGAAAAAGAUAACGACAGCCAUGUUCGACAAUAGCAGUAUCUUAUCUCAAGCACAUGUAGGUACAUGUAGACUGUAAUGAUGAAGGACAAAUUGGACUAUUAUUGUAUUUCGAACAGGUAAAGUCAGUUAAAAACGGGACCGACAAACAAAUUAAACAAUUGCUACAACUAAAGCAGUUGAAGUAAACAACAGGAUCAACAACUGUGUUGGACAAUUACUGCAACUGAAGCAGGUAAACUGAGGUAGACAACGGGACGGACAGUUAUUGAGGAAGGUGAACUCAGGUAGACAACGGGACGGACAGUUAUUGAGGAAGGUACCUUGUCCCCUAAACCAGACGAUGGAUCCCCGAUACAGCGCCCAAGACGUGCUGCGCUGUGACCUGUGUGACACUCCUGUACCCCCGAUGUACUGUGACCUCUGCGAGGUCAAACUUUGUAAGGCAUGUGUCGGGGAACACCUCUCAGAUCUCUCCAAUGAACAUAAAGUUGUGCCAUUCAUAAAACGAGGAUCUACUGUUAGGCACCCGAAAUGUUCAAAACACGCCGACAAUCAGUGCGAACUCUACUGUCAAGAAUGUGAUACUUCUGUUUGUGCUAUUUGUAUUUCAUCUAAUUCUCACAAAGGGCACACCUUUCUCACAGCAUUGGAGAUACUCAAUUUUAAACGAAAAGCCAUAGAAAAAGAUUUCAAAGAAUUACAAACAUUGUUGCAUCCCAAGUAUGAGCAACUUGCAUCAGAAAUAAAACGAGAAAAGUCUGGUUUAGAAACACACUAUUCAAAACUGACAACAACUGCCACCCAACUAGGAGAAGUCUGGCACCGACAAGUCGACGUCAUUGUCAACAGGCGAAAAUCUAACAUUGACGAGAUGAAAUCCAAACACUUGGAUGUUCUAACCAAACAGGAAGAUGAUAUCACGCACAUUAUUUCUGAACUGAAACAGACUAUUCGUGAUCUGAGAAGAAUACUAGACUCAAAUGAUGUUUCCCUUGCCUCUUCAUAUAAAUCCAGAAAUUCUGAAUUCAGAGCACUACCUUCUACAGUGAAGGUGACAUUACCAAGUUUCUCUCCUCACGAAAACGACACAGAACGGCUCGAUGAACUGUUUGGAUCAUUGUCAGCAUUAUCAAUAACAACUGAGGAACAUGGCUACACAUUAAGGACCCCAGAAUGCGAUUCUUCUCAUCCAGUUAAAGCAUUACUUGAUGAACCACAACUGAUCACCACCAUAGAAACUGGGUACAACGGACUUCGCAGUGUUACCUGUCUCAAUGAUGAAGAAAUCUGGACUCGUGGUGAAAGCAAAUUCAUGAAACUGUACGAUAUCCGGGGCAAACUGCUAAAAUCAAGCAAAUCCAAGUCAGGGAAUAGUCCAGAAGACAUAGAUGUGACAAGUGAUGGAGAGUUAGUUUACACUGACCGUGAAGCAAGGACAGUAAACAUAGUAAAGAACAAGCAGAUGAAAGAAGUGAUCAGAUUACAGGAGUGGAAACCUAACUCGAUCUGUAGUACCUCUUCCGGCGACCUUCUGGUUACCAUGGUCAGUGAUGAUAUCGAGCAAUCCAAAGUUGUCCGUUACUCUGGCUUCAAAGAGACACAAGUCAUUCAGUUUGAUGAUCAGGGUCGCCCUCUCUAUUCGUCUGAUCACCUUAAAUAUAUUAGCGAGAACAGGAACCUGGAUAUCUGUGUGGCUGACAAUAUGGCUAAAGAAGUAGUGGUGGUCAAUCAGGCAGGGCAACUCCGAUAUAAAUACACUGGUCAUAUUUCUAAAAGCAAGGGGCCAUUUUGUCCAUACGGCAUCACUACAGACAGCCAAAGUCAGAUCCUAACAGCAGACUAUUACAACGACUGCAUCCACAUCCUAGAUCAAGACGGACAGUUCCUUCGUUACAUUGACAACUGUGGUUUGCACGGCCCAUGGGGCUUAUGUGUGGAUGAAAGAGACAAUCUUUUCGUGGCCGAAUUUAACAGUGGCAAAGUAAAGAAAAUCCGAUACUUAUAAAAACCCUGUCUUAAUUGCAGAAUGCGAUUUCAACUUUUUUGAUGAGAUUAAUCUUCGCACACAGAUAAAGAUAUAAAUUCAUUAACAGAAUGCUGACCAUUCCUUACAAUUAAGAGAGUUGCUUUCAUAGUUGUGGAGUUAACAUCCCCAGGUUUCGACAACCUUUUCCUCAUACGAGUGCACCAGCCUAUGGUGAAGCGACAUAAUUUGACGUGUGCUAGGCGUUCUUUCAGAGCGAGGGGUCUUUAUUCAUCUCGACAAAGUCUAUUGUGACACGUGAUCAAUAGUGUUUUCAGGUCUUCUUCAAAAUAUUUCACUUCUAAUACCGAGUACUAGACGAGGAACAGUCACCACGUGUACAAGCUUUUGCCUUCUUUGAGAUAUCUGAACAAGAUCGCAGGAACCCUCACCCACAUCUCUAUCUGACAUACAGCAGUUUUAAAUGGGGAAUGGCUGCUAUAAGUACAAGAUGAUAUGAAAUAGUUUGCUUACAAAUGUACAUGUACAUACGUUUGUAGAGGAAUAGCUUAUGAUUUCGCAUUAGUAUGCCUUCACUAUAUUACGUCUUUGUUUUACGUUAUUACGUCAUUGUUUUACGUUAUUAUGUAAUUGUUUUACGUUAUUACGUCAUUGUUUUACGUUAUUACGUCAUUGUUUUGUUUUAUUACAUCAUUGUUUUACGUUAUUACGUCAUUGUUUUGUUUUAUUACAUCAUUGUUUUACGUUAUUACGUCAUUGUUUUGCGUUAUUACGUCAUUGUUUUGUUUUAUUACGUCAUUGUUUUACAUUAUUACGUCAUUGUUUUACGUUAUUACGUCAUUGUUUUGUUUUAUUACGUCAUUGUUUUACAUUAUUACGUCAUUGUUUUACGUUAUUACGUCAUUGUUUUGUUUUAUUACAUCAUUGUUUUGUUUUAUCAUGUCAUUGUUUUAUGCUAUUUCGUCUGUUUUUCAUCAUCAUAUUGCGAUAGAUUUUUUUUUUGAUUUUUUAGAAAAUGUUUUGAAUAGUUUUGUAAAGAAAGUUUCAUGAAAUCAAUAUGAAUACUACCAUAUUGUUUUAACAACCUUUUGUGAAAUUCUUAUAAUGCUGUUGAAGAAAAAUUGCAAUUUUUUUUUUUCGCGUUGAUAUAGGAUUUUGUAUAUGUAUGUCCUGCAUCUUAAAACGUGUGAUGACCUAUCUAUGUUAUUUGAUAAUUUAGUAGUUUUAGCUCUAAUAAAUUGAAAUAAAUGCACA
This is a messenger RNA of Ostrea edulis (European flat oyster), 3352 nucleotides long. RefSeq names its product tripartite motif-containing protein 3-like. Gene Ontology annotation, biological process: protein polyubiquitination; proteasome-mediated ubiquitin-dependent protein catabolic process. The record is from RefSeq and is a predicted model, not a curated record. NCBI's taxonomy places the organism in Eukaryota, Metazoa, Mollusca, Bivalvia, Ostreida, Ostreidae. The transcript has 2 exons. Gene Ontology annotation, molecular function: ubiquitin protein ligase activity; zinc ion binding. Bases 455 to 2119 code for a protein of 554 amino acids.